Messenger RNA from Cucurbita maxima (winter squash), 1055 nucleotides. RefSeq names its product ethylene-responsive transcription factor ERF011-like. The coding region runs from base 158 to 826 and encodes 222 amino acids. Gene Ontology annotation, molecular function: DNA-binding transcription factor activity; DNA binding. The transcript has a single exon. Gene Ontology annotation, biological process: regulation of DNA-templated transcription. The record is from RefSeq and is a predicted model, not a curated record. NCBI's taxonomy places the organism in Eukaryota, Viridiplantae, Streptophyta, Magnoliopsida, Cucurbitales, Cucurbitaceae.
GGAAAAAAAUAAAAGAAAAUGAACGUGGAGGGUUAAUCGAGAUGACAAACUCGGUGGCAAAGGAGGAGUAGCAUAGCAGUGGGUAGUAAAAGCAAAGAAGGGGAAUGGAGGUUGCAAGACCCAAACUCAAGCCCUUCUCUCUUGUUUCUCAAAAUUCAUGCCCAUAGCUCCUCCUCAAUCCGAUCCCCCUUUUUCCUUUUUUCAUGAAGAUUCUGAUUCUGAUUCAGAUUCAGAUUUCGGGUUAGCCAAGGGGAGAGCUCAGAUUUGGGAUUCUGCGGGCAUGGACGGUGUAGCAGAGGCAGGCCGCGAGGCCACCAGAAAGAGAGGGGUUGACAAUCAGAGGCCCUACAAAGGGAUAAGGAUGAGGAAGUGGGGGAAGUGGGUGGCUGAGAUUAGAGAGCCCAAUAAGCGCUCUAGGAUUUGGCUCGGCUCUUACUCUUCUCCUGUCGCCGCCGCUAGGGCUUACGAUACGGCAGUCUUUUACCUCAGAGGUCCCUCCGCCAGACUUAAUUUCCCCGAGUUGUUGGCCGGGGAAGGCCGCGGAAUGAGCGGCGGUUGUGGCGGGGACAUGUCGGCGGCUUCCAUUCGGAAGAAAGCGACGGAGGUGGGAGCUCGAGUGGAUGCUCUGGAGAGUUCGGUAGGUGAUCACCAAAGGCAACACCAGCAUCGGAGCCAUGUGCGACAGGCAUCGGCGUGUCCGGCAGAGAGUAAAGGGUACGGCGGGUAUUUGGAUCGGGUGGAUUUGAACAAAUUACCCGACCCGGAAGAAGAAAUUGAAGAAGCGGAUAGGGAGAGAGUGAAAGGGAAGAGAAUUUUGUGUGAUUGAGGCGCCAACACGCGCCGCCGAGGUAUGCUGCGUUUUGUGGUCUCAUGAUUUGGCUGUCUCUGUCUCUCUGUCUCUGUCUNUCUGUCUCUUUCUCUGCGUUAGGGUUUAUUUAUUUGUUUUAGCAAAAAGAAAUUUUGGCGGAUGUAGAAAUAUUAUGAAAGAAUGUACAUUAAGUUAGGAACUCAGUUAUGAUGAAUGAUGGAAUUCAAUUUCUUCCUUUGUUGACAAA